Molecule: messenger RNA, 2913 nt
Organism: Abrus precatorius (Indian licorice)
Lineage: Eukaryota; Viridiplantae; Streptophyta; Magnoliopsida; Fabales; Fabaceae
Product: protein NPG1-like
Exons: 7
Coding region: 269-2353 (694 amino acids)
Molecular function (GO): protein binding
Source: RefSeq, a predicted model, not a curated record
GGUUGACCUCACACCACCCACCACCAUUGUUCUGUUUCUUUCUAUUUGUUUUUUCCCAAAAACAGAACAAAACAAACAUAGGGUAACUUGAAUGCAACUUUGAUCAAAAGGGUCCCUUAGAUCUUGUUUUAGCUCACUGUUGCAUCUCCACCUUUUCUCCUACGUCACUUUGCUUUGUUUGAUGCUUUUGCAUUAUCAUGGAACGCCAGUAAACGAGCAACGAGUUUUGCUGGUGAAGAAACGUGCAUUUGUAGGAGGGAGAUGAUUGAUGGAGUCCAGUGAGCAUGAGAGCGGGUCAGUUCGAGAGGUCCAUGCAAAUGGAAGCCGCAUGAUUGCAUCAGAAGUUGAGGCCAAGCUUGAUCAAGGAAAUAUUCAAGAGGCAGAAGAUGCAUUGCGAGACGGGUUGUCACUCAAUUUUGAGGAAGCAAGAGCUCUUCUUGGAAAGUUGGAGUAUCAGAGAGGUAAUGUAGAAGGUGCGCUUCGUGUGUUUGAUGGGAUUGAUCUCCAAGCUGCCAUUCAGCGAUUGCAACCAUCCUUUUCUGAAAAAUUGCCAGUCAAGAAAGGUCGCACUCACACUGAAUCACCUUUGUCAGCCUCUCAGCAUGCUGCUAGUUUGGUGCUUGAAGCCAUCUACUUAAAAGCAAAGUCUCUACAAAAACUGGGGAAAUUUACUGAGGCUGCUAAUGAUUGUAAACGUAUUCUUGAUGCUGUUGAGAAGAUAGUCUAUCAGGGUAUACCUGUUAUUCAAGUGGAUAAUAAAUUGCAAGAGAUAGUCAGCCAUGCAGUAGAGCUCCUUCCAGGGCUCUGGAAACUAGCUGGUUGUUAUGACGAGGCAAUCUAUGCUUAUAGGCGUGCUCUCCUUAGUCAAUGGAACCUUGAUAAUGAUUGUUGUGCAAGAAUUCAGAAAUCAUUUGUUGUUUUUUUGCUGUACAGUGGGGUGGAAGCAAGUCCACCUAGUUUAGCAGUUCAGAUUGAUGGAUCAUAUGUACCCAAAAAUAAUCUUGAAGAGGCCAUUCUGAUAUUGAUGAUCCUUUUGAAAAAGUUUUGCCUUGGUAAGAUGCAAUGGGAUCCUUCUGUCCUGGAGCAUCUGACUUUUGCUCUUUCUAUAUGCAGCCAAACUUCUAUUUUAGCAAAGCAACUUGAAGACUUGAUGCCUGGAGUAUACCAUCGGGUUGAUCGCUGGAAUUCUUUAGCCUUAUGUCAUAGUGGAGCUGAACAAAAUGACAGUGCUUUGAAUCUGCUAAGGAAGUCUUUGCACAAACAUGAACGACCAAAUGACCUUACAUCACUAUUGUUAGCUGCCAGGAUCUGCAGUGAGGAUCCCCAUCUUGCUGCUGAGGGAGUGAGCCAUGCGCAGAGGGCAAUCCGAAAUGCACAUGGCCCAAAGGAGCAUUUGAAAGGUGUUGCUCUUCGGAUCUUGGGACUUUGUCUGCGAAAGCAAGCUAAGAUUGCUUCCUCUGACUUCGAAAGGUCUCACCUUCAGUCCAAAGCACUGGAGUCAUUGGAGGAGGCAAUUAGAUUGGAACCAAACAAUGCUGAUUUGAUUUUUGAGUUGGCUGUUCAGUAUGCAGAGAACCGGAAUUUGACUGCUGCUUUGCGAUAUGCGAGGCAUUUCUUUAAUGUAACAGGUGGUUCUGUAUUGAAAGCUUGGAGAUUGCUUGCUCUAAUUUUGUCUGCACAACAAAGAUUUUCAGAAGCUGAAGUGGUGACAGAUACAGCUUUAGAUCAGACUGCAAGAUGGGAGCAGGGGCCAUUGCUUAGGCUCAAAGUAAAGCUGAAGGUCUCCCAAUCACAACCAAUGGAUGCUACUGAAACUUACCGGUACCUUCUUGCAUUGGUUCAAGCCCAAAGGCGAUCCUAUGGGUCUCUCCGAAUUAGUUCAAAGGUUGAGGAUGAUAAAGUAAAUGAAUUUGAUAUUUGGCAUGGUCUGGCAAAUUUAUAUGCCAGUCUUUGUCAUUGGAAGGAUGCUGAAAUCUGUUUGCAAAAGGCCAGGGAGUUGAAGGAAUACUCUGCAGCAUUGAUGCACACUGAAGGUGUUUUGUUUGAAGGACGUGGGCAAAAUAAGGAAGCUCUUCAUGCUACCAUUAAUGCUGUACUGCUUGACCCAAACUAUGUUCCAUGCAAGAUCUCGAUGGGUGCUUUAAUUCAAAGAAUGGGUUCAAAGGAUUUGGCUACUGCAAAAAGCUUACUGUCUGAUGCACUCAGAAUAGAACCGACAAACCGCAUGGCUUGGUAUUACUUGGGAUUGGUUCACAAGCAUGAUGGCCGAAUAAGUGAUGCCGCUGACUGCUUUCAAGCAGCGUCCAUGCUUGAAGAAUCUGAUCCCAUCGAAAGUUUCAGCUCUGUACUUUGACAGGAUUCAAUACUCUGCUGCCAGCAGUGAGGUUUAUACCAUUAUGUUUUCAGUUUAUACAUCUUCUGGGUUCAAUGGGACACAUUAGAAACAGUUUUAGGAAAUGUAUUUUUUUUAUUAUUAUUAUUAUUUUUGAGUUCUUCUAAUCACAAACUAGGCCCAAAGAAAAGGAACUGAAAACAUUAUUUAGUAAAUAAGAUAUUUUUAUAAAAGGGAUUGAUGUUAACCUGGUUGUGGGAUGGAUAAAUUGUAAAGAACAUGGACUGGCAGAGAUUUUAACGUGGUUCAAUUGCUGCUCCACCUUGUAAAUUAAGUGGCCUAGUUGAGCAGUAUCAUUGUAAAGAGAGUAGAGAUUCAGUUUUUCUUCUUCUAUGUGCUUUAGUUAGUUGGAUAGUUCUACAUUGCAUAAAGGAAACUGUUAGGAGUCACUUGAAUUCAAAUGCAGCCGCUUGUGCUGUGAUGUAGAAUUCUGUAAUUUUCUUGGACUUCGUUGUUUCAUGAGUAUGUGUAAGUAAGCGCAAGAUAUUUUUCCGCUUUAAAAUGGACAUUUAUACCCAUUU